Molecule: messenger RNA, 687 nt
Organism: Manduca sexta (tobacco hornworm)
Lineage: Eukaryota; Metazoa; Arthropoda; Insecta; Lepidoptera; Sphingidae
Product: ankyrin repeat domain-containing protein 54-like
Exons: 4
Molecular function (GO): protein binding
Source: RefSeq, a predicted model, not a curated record
AUGACUAGCAUCACAUGUUUCGUGAGAAUUUUCCUUAACAGUGCCUUACGAGUUAGGUUUAAGUUUUAAAAAAGAGUAUUCAUUAUGUGAUGUGUAAUGUGUACACGAGGAUUGAUAUCUACGUUGUUUCCUAGAGAUGUAGAAACCGGCAUCACUGAAGAAGGGAAGACGAUGAGAACCGCCGACCGCUCCUUGGUGACGGAGAUGGCAGCAGCAUCAGCCGAGCUCGUCCGCCAAGACCCAGGCAUCUUGGUCUCGUGAAUACCACGCAGAACGCAAGGCAGCUACCGAAACUGACGCUCCCGGACAUGACGCCAUCAUCAGUGUCAUCCACAGUCCACAAUACUCCAGUGGGAGAGUCUGCCAGCACCAUGAGCAAGCCUUGGAGACGUGGCGAUAGGAGACUGAGGAGGCUGAAUACUGAACUCCUGGAGGCCAUUGAGGGUCAUGAUGUGGAGCAGGUGGAAAAGCUUUUAAAUUCUGGAGCAAACCCCAACGCCACCUGCCGGCUGGACCUGGUCUCCGCUUGCCACAUGGCGGCGCUGAUAGGCGGAGACGCGCUCGGCCUGCUCGUCAAGUUCGGAGCUGAGAAACUUCGGAUUGACCGGUUGGGAAGAACACCUCUUCAUCUUGCAGCGUUGGCUGGCAACGCGAGACAGGUGGCUAUACUCCUGGACUUUCCUGAAG